AUGGCCAGGAGUCCAGCAACCCCCCGUUGGGCACUUUUGCUCUCCUUGGUCAUUCUCAUCGGAUGCAUGGUCGUCCCCGGUUUUGCUGUCAAGCGCAAAGAUUUCAAAACUUGUGAGCAAUCCGGAUUCUGCAAACGAAACCGAGCCUACGCCGACAACGCCUCCUCCCAGGGAACGUCGUGGAGCUCCCCCUACGAACUCGACCCCGCUACUGUGCAUUUCAAGGAUGGCUUGCUAACGGGUGUCAUCGUCAAAACAACCACCGCCAAUGAUAAGGUCCGGCUACCUCUCACUGUUUCCUUGCUUGAAUCGGGAGCUGCCCGCAUCCUGGUAGACGAAGAGAAGCGGCUGCAGGGUGACAUUGAGAUGCGACAUGGCAGCCAAGCCAACAAGAAGCGAUAUGACGAAGCUGAACAAUGGACCAUUGUAGGUGGCUUGGAAGUCAGUAAAUCAGCCACCUUGAAUGCCCAGAGUGAGACUGGCUUUACCAACAUUCUGUACGGACCCGGGGACAAAUUCCAAGCGGUCGUCCGUCAUGCGCCAUUCGGGAUCGACUUUCAAAGAGAUGGAGAAACACAUGUUCAAUUGAACCAUCGAGGAUUGUUGAACGUGGAGCAUUGGCGAGCCAAGGUGGAUGUCCCGGAAGGCGAAUCUGCGGAGGAUGAGAGUACCUGGUGGGAGGAGACUUUUGGAGGCAACACUGACUCCAAGCCAAGGGGCCCUGAGAGCAUUGCCCUCGAUGUCACUUUUCCCGGAUAUAACCAUGUAUUUGGUAUUCCUGAGCAUGCAGACUCGCUCUCACUAAAGGAGACUCGCGGCGGACCUGGCAAUCACGAGGACCCUUACCGUCUCUACAACUCGGAUGUUUUCGAAUAUGAGCUUGAAAGCCCGAUGACUCUGUAUGGAGCCAUCCCUUUGAUGCAGGCCCACCGCAAGAAUUCAACAGUUGGUGUCUUCUGGCUGAAUGCUGCCGAAACCUGGAUCGAUAUUGUCAAAUCAACUGUUUCUUCCAACCCCCUUGCUUUGGGACACAGCUCGAAAAAGAACACCCACACCCAUUGGAUCUCUGAGUCUGGUCGGAUUGAUUUAUUUGUCUUCCUCGGACCCUCUCCAAAUGAUAUCAGUAAAACCUACGGUGAGCUCACCGGAUAUACGCAACUGCCUCAGCAAUUUGCCAUUGGGUACCACCAGUGCCGCUGGAACUAUGUCACAGAUGAGGAUGUCAAGGAAGUCAAUGCCAAGUUUGACAAGUACCAAAUCCCCUACGAUGUGAUCUGGCUUGAUCUUGAAUACACGGACGACCGGAAAUAUUUCACUUGGGACCCCCUCACUUUCCCCGACCCCAAGGGCAUGCAACAAAAGCUCGACGAAACAGAACGAAAGCUGGUGGUGUUAAUUGACCCUCACAUCAAGAAUGCGGACAAGUACUUCGUCUCCGAGGAGCUUAAGAGCAAGAACCUCGCCGUGUUGAACAAAGAGGGCGAAAUUUACGAUGGAUGGUGUUGGCCUGGAUCCUCGAACUGGGUUGACUGCUUUAAUCCCGCUGCACACGCUUGGUGGGCCACCCUCCACAAGUUUGACAAGUUCAAGGGAUCUCUUCAGAAUCUUUUUAUUUGGAACGAUAUGAACGAGCCCUCUGUUUUCAAUGGACCAGAUAUGACCAUGCCCAAGGACAACCUGCACUACGGAAACUGGGAGCACCGUGACAUUCACAACCUCAAUGGUCUAACCCUUUUAAAUGCUACAUACAAAGCAAUGUUGGAGCGUAAGAAGGGCGAGGUUCGCAGGCCGUUUAUCCUGACGCGCUCGUACUACUCUGGUGCUCAGCGGGUGUCUGCUAUGUGGACUGGAGACAAUCAAGCUACCUGGGAGCACCUAGGAGCCACCAUUCCAAUGGUACUGACCAACGGUAUCGCGGGAUUCCCAUUCGCAGGCGCAGAUGUUGGUGGGUUCUUCCACAACCCCGGCAAAGAUCUUUUGACACGCUGGUACCAGACAGGUAUCUGGUACCCCUUCUUCCGAGCCCACGCUCACAUCGAUACUCGUCGCCGCGAGCCGUAUCUGAUCAGUGAACCACACCGAUCUUACAUCGCCCAGGCCAUUCGCCUGAGAUACCAGCUCAUGCCUGCUUGGUACACAGCCUUCCACGAAGCUUCAGUAAACGGCACGCCGAUUGUGCGGCCGCAAUACUACGUCUUCCCCGAAGAUGAACAAGGCUUUGCCAUCGACGAUCAGCUGUAUCUUGCCUCCACCGGUCUUCUCGUAAAGCCCGUUGUGCAAGAAAACAAGAACAGUGUUGACGUAUACAUUUCAGAUGACGAAAAGUACUAUGACUACUUUGAUUUCACCGUCUACCAAGGCGCUGGCAAGAAACACACUGUCCCCGCACCUGAAGAAAAGGUACCUGUGUUGAUUCAAGGUGGUCACAUCAUUCCCCGCAAAGACCGCCCACGCCGCAGUACCGGACUCAUGCGAUGGGAUCCUUAUACAUUGAUCAUCACCCUCGACAGGAACGGGGAGGCUGAGGGAACCCUAUACGUAGACGAUGGCGAGACCUUCGACUACGAGCGAGGAGCGUACAUUCACCGCCGCUUCGGCUACCGUGAAUCGGCCCUGUCUUCCGAGGAUAUUGGGACGAAGGGCCCCAAGACAGCCGAGUACCUCAAGACAAUGGCCGGCGUUGAUGUCGAGCGCGUGGUGGUUGUUGAUCCCCCUGCCGAAUGGAAGGACAAGAAGACUGUCACCGUGAUUGUAGAUGGAGCUAAAUCUGGCUCCACUGCCUCGCUCGAGUUUUACGAGCAAGAGGGCGGGAAGGCCUCAUAUGCCGUGGUGAAGAAGCCCAACGUUGGCAUUGGCAAGACUUGGCGCAUUGAGUUUUGA
This is a messenger RNA of Penicillium soppii, 2880 nucleotides long. RefSeq names its product glucan 1,3-alpha-glucosidase ROT2. Lineage: Eukaryota; Fungi; Ascomycota; Eurotiomycetes; Eurotiales; Aspergillaceae. Gene Ontology annotation, cellular component: glucosidase II complex. Gene Ontology annotation, molecular function: alpha-glucosidase activity; carbohydrate binding. The record is from RefSeq and is a predicted model, not a curated record. Gene Ontology annotation, biological process: carbohydrate metabolic process; N-glycan processing. Bases 1 to 2880 code for a protein of 959 amino acids. The transcript is spliced from 2 exons.